AUCUUCCUCCUCUCUUUCUAUUAGUUUCUUUUUUUUUCUUCUCCAGAUUUUUCUCUGAUUCACAUCUUUUUCCUCGAAUGAUCGGUUGAGAGAGGAUGGUUUCAGAGACUUGGUUUCGUAAUCUGUGGAGGUUUCCAAAGAAACAUGAUGGUCAUAAAGAUAAGGCGGUGCUCGGAGUAUUAGCGUUUGAGGUUGCGAGUUUGUUGUCGAAGCUUGUUCAUUUGUGGCAGUCACUAAGUGAUAAGAAUGUUACAAGGCUUAGGGACGAGAUUACGCAUUCCACUGGUAUAAAGAAGCUUGUUUCAGAAGACGAUGAUUUUAUCGUGAGGUUGAUACGCGAUGAAAUGAUGGAGAACGUUGAGAAUGUAGCGAAAGCUGUGGCUAGGCUUGCGAGGAAAUGCAAUGAUCCCAAGUUGAAGUGCUUUGAGAAUUGUUUUAGUGAUAUGAUGAAGACUGGAGUUGACCCUUAUGGGUGGCAGUUUGGGUGGAAGAAAAUGGAUAAGAAAGCGAAGAAAAUGGAACGUUUCAUUUCAUCAAAUGCUAGUCUCUACCAGGAGACUGAGAUUCUUGCUGAUCUUGAACAGACUUUCAAGAGAAUGAAGAGCAAUGAAUCUGCAACUGACAAUCUUUUGGAGUAUCAGAAAAAAGUUACAUGGAAAAGACAUGAAGUGAAGAAUCUGCGGGAUGUGUCUCUUUGGAACCGUACUUAUGACUAUACCGUCCUUCUCUUGGUUAGAUCAGUUUUCACAAUCCUUAGCAGGACUAAACAUGUUUUUGGCUUGAGUUACAGAAUGGAAGCAAGUGAUGUUAGCUCUACAGAUUCUGAUUUCAUUGGCCGCAGCCACUCGGUUUCUACAAUUUUAACUCCUGUAUCUCAUAAAUCUGAGACUAGCGGUCUUCCUAGAUUUGCUUCUGGUCCCCUUGGAAGAUUUACCGGUCCAGCAUCAGGUUCAGCUGCUACAAGGUCCACGAAGAUGAGUGAUUUCCUUUCGGGUUCUCUCAGCGCUGAAUCCCCUAAGUCAGGUCCUCUUGUUGCAGAAAAACAUAAACGUUUCAAGUUUUACUCAGGUCAGCUCGGGAAAAUCACCUCCAAAUCAGGACCACUUAUCGGAAUGGGCAAAAACAACAAGAAGAUGGGGCAGACACCGGAAAGGCCUUCAAUUUCCUCAGUGAAAAAGCAAUUGAAAGCCAACCGGUUAACACAGGUUGGCCCGUUUAAAGGCUGUAUGGUGUCUCACGAUGGGAUUACUCCUCUCAGCACUAGGACCCGGAAUGGAGCUAGGAAUAGUAGUGCUGAGCAUCACAUUGUUGAAGGAAAUUCUAACUCUGUCCACGUUGAAAACUUGACACUUCCUACCCGACCCAAGUUGUCAGAUGCUGCUCCUAAUACCCUUGGUGCAGCUUGCUUAGCAUUACACUAUGCGAAUGUCAUCAUCGUGAUAGAGAGAUUUGUUGCAUCUCCUCACUUGAUAGGCGAUGAUGCAAGAGACGACCUUUACAACAUGUUACCGGCGAGCGUGAGAACAUCGCUUAGAGAAAGGCUAAAACCGUACUCGAAAAACUUGAGUUCUUCCACAGUUUAUGAUCCAGGACUAGCAAAAGAAUGGACAGACGCAAUGGCGGGUAUCUUAGAAUGGUUGGGUCCAUUAGCGCACAACAUGAUAAAAUGGCAAUCUGAGCGGAGUUACGAGCACCAAAGCUUGGUUUCAAGGACGCACAUAGUUCUUGCACAAACCCUUUUCUUUGCAAACCAGCAGAAGACAGAAGCCAUCAUUACAGAGCUUCUAGUUGGCCUCAAUUAUGUCUGGAGAUUUGGCAGAGAACUUAACGCCAAGGCUCUUCAGGAGUGUACCAGUAGUAAAACCCUUGAGAAAUGCUUGGACACAGAUAACUAGUGAGGACGACACACAAGUCUGCAUUUUUACUACCUCGUUGACCUAAACCGGCACUGGAUCUCACCCACCGGGUAACCAAACCGUGGGCACGCCCAGUAUCCUAUGCAGCUUGGACCAAACCCGAGGACGGAAAAGGUGCUUGAUUACCAUGAGAGGUAUUAUGAUCUGAGCACCUCUUUAUCUUCUUCCCCCUUUACUAUUCUGCUUCGUGGAUUGCAAAAUUCUGACUUGUAGUAGGAUUGGAUGAUGAUGCGUUGUAUAUUGUUCUAUGAUUUUAUUGUGGUGAGUUCCAUACUGCAUAUAUACGUAUGUGCCAAGGUUGUUUUUGAUUCUGUAAUAUCCGUUGGUGACACAGAAGAUUCCUUAAUUCGGACCUUAAAUUCCGAUUUGUCCAAGUUUUGUCCUGUAUUAUUAUUACUCGUGCUUGGUCUUCUCUUGUAUUCGUAUUUGGGUUUGUCAAAGUUUGGAACUAAAGUGCUAUAGAUUUA
Arabidopsis arenosa is the source of this 2383-nucleotide messenger RNA. The record is from the annotation of a GenBank genome assembly. Lineage: Eukaryota; Viridiplantae; Streptophyta; Magnoliopsida; Brassicales; Brassicaceae.